ACUAAAUUAAAUCUCCAUCAUCAUGGUUGAGCAGUUUGUUGGAAACUGGAAGCUGACCACCAGCGAGAACUUCGAUGAGUACAUGAAGGCAAUUGGUGUGGGUUUCGCCACUCGGCAAAUGGGCAACAUGGUGAAGCCUAACCUGUUGUUCAGCAUGGAUGAUGCCGGGAUCAUUUCAAUGAAGUCUGUGAGUACUUUCAAGACCACAGAGAUCAAGUUUAAACUCAACGAGGAGUUCGAAGAGAUGACUGCAGACGACCGAAAGACCAAGAGCAUCUUCACUUUUGAAAAUGGCAAACUUGUGCAAAAGCAGACGUGGGAUGGAAAGACAACGUCACUCGAGCGAGAGAUUCAGGAUGGAAAACUAACAGCUAAAUGUAUCAUGGAUGAUGUUGUUGCAGUGAGGACCUACGAGAAGGAGGCUUGA
Messenger RNA from Scomber scombrus (Atlantic mackerel), 427 nucleotides. RefSeq names its product fatty acid binding protein 4b (gene fabp4b). Gene Ontology annotation, molecular function: fatty acid binding. The transcript is spliced from 4 exons. The coding region runs from base 23 to 427 and encodes 134 amino acids. The record is from RefSeq and is a predicted model, not a curated record. NCBI's taxonomy places the organism in Eukaryota, Metazoa, Chordata, Actinopteri, Scombriformes, Scombridae. Gene Ontology annotation, cellular component: nucleus; cytosol. Gene Ontology annotation, biological process: fatty acid transport.